AGUUGGGCUCAGGUCUUGCGAUCUCCGUGCGCCGAUCCGCCCGCAGGCCCCCGUGUUCCAUGGCGCACCGCAGCGCCUCCGAGUGCUCGCACGACGACGGCGUUGGCCCACGCUACACCUCCGAGAACAGAGCUUUCCGCGACUUCUCGAGUGCGAGCCAGGCCUCCAUCCCUCCGUCGGUUGCCUGGGGGGUCAACCGCUCGUACAGGAGGAACUCCCAGCGUCCGUCUCAGGAUCAGAUCUCCGACCCAGGCAGCCGCAAGAGCAAGGCUCCUGUGUCGUACGUCAAGAGGAACAUGGCGGGGAUGCAGUCCAUUCUGAUCCAUCCCUUCAGCAUCCUCUUGGUUGCGUUCCCCCUGGGCAUACUCUCCGCGUGUUUGGAUUGGGGGCCGAACGCCACCUUCUGGUUGAACUUCUGCGCCCUGAUACCGCUUGCGAAAAUCCUGGGGGACGCCACCGAGGAGCUCGACGCCUGCCUGCAUAACGAGGUCGUCAGCGGCCUGCUCAAUGCGACCUUCGGAAACGCGGUAGAGGUGAUCAUGACCGUGCAGACUCUGAGAGCGGGGCUCACAUCGCUCGUCAAGGAGACGCUCCUCGGGUCGGUGCUGUCCAACAUGCUCCUGGUUCUCGGCAUGUCGUUCCUCUUCGGUGGCAUUGUGGAGAUGGGGGACGGGGUCAAGGCGAAGGUGAGCUUGACGGAGAAUGCGGCGGAGCCGCUUCUUGGCAGGGCGGAUUCAUACUUCAAGCUGGUGACGGAAAAGCAGCAGGUAUUUGUCUCCAACAGCGCAAUGGUCAGCGUGACCAUGUUGUUGGUCUCGUGUUUGUCCUUUACCCUCCCCACCAUCUUCAUAGGCCAGGCACUCACCGAGCGCGAGGAGGUCGUCCAGAUCUCCCUCGUGUCUGCUGGCGUCGUGAUGCUGUCAUACGUCGCAUACUUGUGGUUUCAGCUAUAUACCCAUAAGCGGAUGCUGCAGGCAGCGGACGGCGAUGCGGACAGCCAGGGCGAGGAGGAGAAUGAGGAAGAGGAGGACGGCUUGACUUUCGGUUUCUCCCUUGGUCUGCUGGCCGGCACCGCGGUCUUGGUAGCAGUAUCAUCUCAGCUGCUCGUCGACGUGAUAGAGCCCGUGGUCGAUCACGCUGGCAUCAGCGAGGCUUUCAUAGGCAUAAUCCUGCUGCCAAUCGUCGGCAAUGCGUGCGAGCACGCAGCCGCAGUGCGGUUCGCGGUGAAGAACAGGCCUGGGCUGUCUGUGAGCAUCGCGGUGGGCUCAUCGGUGCAGAUCGCCUUGUUCGUGGUCCCAUUAUCGGUGGUGAUGGGUUGGUUUCUGUGCCCCCCUGGCGUCGAUAUGACUCUGAAUUUCGGGAUCAUGCACGUCAGCGUGCUCAUUAUUUCGGUCCUGGUGGUUCUCUCGAUUGUUGUAGACGGGUCCGCGACGUGGCUCGAGGGCUACAUGCUCUGCUCGGCCUACGUGCUCAUUGCAGUGAUGUACUGGCAUGUCAAGGACAGCCAACUGCUCGGGACCGAGCUGUGAGUGGGACCGGCCUGGCCGUUAUACCUGCAGCGCUGCGCUCUCUGCUCGGACAAUGCCAUAUUGGGGCCAUCGCGAGACAUGUUUCGAGGGAAGAGGGCCCAGGCAAAUGGAGCAGAGGAGGACGGAGACGACGACUCCGACGGAAGAGCCCGACUCGAACGGAAAAGCCCCUCGCACACACCGACAGGGUCGGCGGGUUCGUUCAAGGUCUCCCGGCCGCAGCCACACGUAUCACUUGAGCUCCAAAAGUCGGGGCUCGUCUGCGCAGGCACAGCCAAGCAAGGAACGGUGAGUGCCGUAUCUCUCUUUGGUUGGCGCAGCUGCGCUACUCAGGCGUGUGCAAGUUGUCCUGAUCGUUCAUGAGAGGGGAGAUGGGGACCACCGAAUGCGAGCGCCCCGGCACAACGUCGUUUGUCAGCGCUGCUCAGAGUUCGCACGGCUAGGACAGUUCGGGCUUAUGAUUAUGCGGCCCGUGCCGUGUUCGGCGGGCCCAUCUGAAAUAAUUGUAUAUUCGGCACGGCACGCCCAGCGAGCGCGAUUGUCAAGCGGAUGUUGCUUUUGACAUCAGGCCGCGGCGAAAUCACAGAAAA
This is a messenger RNA of Prorocentrum cordatum, 2119 nucleotides long. NCBI's taxonomy places the organism in Eukaryota, Dinophyceae, Prorocentrales, Prorocentraceae. The record is from the annotation of a GenBank genome assembly.